Molecule: messenger RNA, 525 nt
Organism: Funneliformis geosporum
Lineage: Eukaryota; Fungi; Glomeromycota; Glomeromycetes; Glomerales; Glomeraceae
Source: the annotation of a GenBank genome assembly
AUGUAUUCUCAAAGAAGUAGAAAAUACCAAAAUGUACGUUCACGAAAACACGAUUUCAUCGAUUAUCUUAUAACUUGCGAGAAUAUCCAGCAGCUUCCGUAUAAUAACAACGCAAGUAUGUUGGUGGCUCAUGCAAGUAGCGAAUUCACAACCAAGGUAUUAACCGGGAAAGGCCUUUUGCAGAAAAAUGUGGAGGAAAAAGCUCGGCAAUUACGAAAACGUGAUAAACAUAUGAUUAAUUCUGCAACAGAAAGUAUAUGGAAUUUACGAUUAACUUCUCUUCAGCGGGAUGAUUUUGAAAGGUUGGCCAAUGAAGCAAAUAAUAUCAUUCAAAAUCGAACGCGAUCCAAUGGCGAUGAUGAUAUGUCGAACAUGAUGACGUCUAUUAAUACACCACAAGUAACAAAUCAACCCUUUGGAAAUUACAUGUUUAAUGGAAUUAAUUUCCAUGAUGAUAAUAGCUUUGAAAGUUUAAUGCUGCCUGCUGGACAUUAUUCAACAUCUUUUUUAAAUUCUUCAUUUUAG